AUGCACUUGUCUUGGAUCAUGCUGGCAGCGGCCACGACCGCCCUCGCUUUGCCAUCGGGUCCUUCGCCCACACCCACCUUGCCAGGAUCGUUGGCAAAACGUCAAGAUGCAGCAACUUCCUCUGCAGCAUCAUCUUUUCCGACAGGAGAUUUCAUCGCGACACAGCAUAUCACAAUUCCCGGUGUGGCAAAUAACUAUGUCACGGUCCCAGCAAAGACCAUUGACAUCGCCAUCCCAACAUGUGUCCAGACGAUCGAGCCCGACGCCAAUGGCUACAUCCCUCCCGGCGAAUGCGGUGCCAUCUGGAACUACUAUCCCAGCUUCGCGGCAGCGGCGGUGUUUGCGGCUCUCUUCGGCGUUCUGACCGUCGUCUACAUCUGGCAGGCCGCCAAGCACAAGAAGAGAUGGUGUUGGGUUAUCAUUAUGGCGAGCAUAUGGGAGACUCUGGCCUUUGUCUUCCGAGCGGCAAGCAGCAAGAACCAGCAAAGUAACGGCAUCUAUCUCGUAUUUCAGAUCUUCAUCUUGCUUGCGCCCAUCUGGGUGAACGCCUUUGCAUACAUGACCUUGGGCCGUAUGAUCUACUUCUUCCACCCCUCGCGCUCUCUCCUCCGCAUUCCGGCAGCAACAUUUGCGGCGAUCUUUGUUGCUCUUGACGUCGUAUCAUUUGCCGCAAUCCACAUCUAUAUGGGUGGCAUCGGACUGCAAGAGUUCUUCAUCCUGAUCGUCGUCGCCCUGGCAUUGAAGUUCCAGGUUGAGAUGAAACGAUUGGACAAACUUUCAGGAAAGGAGUCUCGAUCCUGGAAGCCGCUCUUAUGGGCGCUCUACUUUCCCCUUGGCAUGAUCUCAGUGCGGAUCGUCUACCGCCUGAUCGAGUUUUCUUCGGGCCACGGGAUCGACAAUGUCUUGAUUACCCUGCCGAUGCUUCUGGCUAUAGCGGUCUUCAACGUUGUGCAUCCGGCCAUGGUCAUGAACGAUCCAGAGUCGGACAUGCCGGGGCUCUUUGCGACCAUGAAGAGUGGGUUCUCUAGGAGAAAAGGGAGGAUUCCCCUUGGACAGGAUCCGGAGGAACAAGAGCUUACUAGGAGAAGCCCGAAGCCAUGA
This is a messenger RNA of Colletotrichum phormii, 1101 nucleotides long. RefSeq names its product RTA1 domain-containing protein. Bases 1 to 1101 code for a protein of 366 amino acids. The record is from RefSeq and is a predicted model, not a curated record. The transcript has 5 exons. Gene Ontology annotation, cellular component: membrane. NCBI's taxonomy places the organism in Eukaryota, Fungi, Ascomycota, Sordariomycetes, Glomerellales, Glomerellaceae.